Glycine soja is the source of this 895-nucleotide messenger RNA. RefSeq names its product auxin-induced protein 22E-like. Gene Ontology annotation, molecular function: protein binding. The transcript has 4 exons. The record is from RefSeq and is a predicted model, not a curated record. Gene Ontology annotation, biological process: regulation of DNA-templated transcription. Gene Ontology annotation, cellular component: nucleus. Bases 1 to 621 code for a protein of 206 amino acids. NCBI's taxonomy places the organism in Eukaryota, Viridiplantae, Streptophyta, Magnoliopsida, Fabales, Fabaceae.
AUGGGGAGCUUUGAAACUGAACUGAUGAAUCUUAAGGCCACAGAGUUGAGGUUGGGACUGCCCGGCUGUGAUGAAACUAAUGAGAAAAGUUCAUCCAGUAGUGGAUCUGUUGUUAGAAGCAACAAGAGAUCUUCACCAGAACCCAGUGUGGAAGAGUCCAGGUGCAACUCUAAUGGUUCUUCAGAUUCUACCACCACAAGUGAUCAUGAUCAAGACAGUGCCCAACCUGAAAAGGUACAAGUAGUGGGGUGGCCACCAAUUAGAUCUUUUAGGAAGAACAGUCUGCAACAACAGAAGAAGGUGGAGCAGCUGCAGGGUGAUGGAGGUGGAAUGUACGUGAAAGUGAGCAUGGCUGGUGCACCUUACUUGAGGAAGAUAGAUCUCAAGGUUUACAAUAGCUACCCAGAACUCCUCGCAGCCUUGCAAAGUUUGUUCACGUGCACAUUUGGUGAAUAUUCAGAGAGGGAAGGUUACAAUGGAUCUGAAUACGCUCCAACUUAUGAAGACAAGGAUGGUGACUGGAUGCUUGUUGGAGAUGUUCCAUGGAACAUGUUUGUAUCCUCCUGCAAGAGGCUGAAGAUAAUCAAAGGAUCAGAAGCAAAGGGUUUGGGUUGUUUGUGACCAACAAAACUUACAAAAGCAAAAGCAAGAUAGUCAUGAGAUCUUCAGAGACAAAUACCCUUUGUGUUGUGCAAGCAAGUACAUGGUGUUUUAUGAGAACUCAUAUAUAGUUUAUUAUAGGAAAAUAGAUGAAUAUAUAUAUACACGUUAUUUUUUCUUUAUUAAUUUCAACAGAGGCGGCUUUGAGGUCUGCUUUCUAAAUUAUAUGUAAUAUUCCUCUCAAAAAGAAAGAGAAAGAAAAUAUAAGAAAAGUUAAUGCUAUUUCAAUUGUACA